This is a messenger RNA of Suillus discolor, 249 nucleotides long. RefSeq lists its product as uncharacterized. The annotation marks the transcript as partial. NCBI's taxonomy places the organism in Eukaryota, Fungi, Basidiomycota, Agaricomycetes, Boletales, Suillaceae. The record is from RefSeq and is a predicted model, not a curated record. The transcript has a single exon.
CAUCCUUUCGCCGAAUGUCCCGCAGACCGCCUGUGGGACAAUUCCUAUUCUACCGUCAGCAAACGGGUCCUUCGCCAGUUGCUCGUCCGAAGCAGCAACAAGCCGCUUUGUGUCGAUUGGCAACGAGGUCGAAGUUGCCCAUCUCGCUUGCACGACGAACGACACCUAUGCUCCGGGUGUCUCUCGCUCUCCCAUGGAGCUCAAAACUGCCCUCGAGCACAGACGCUCUCAUCCAGUGUGUCCUUAUAA